CUGUAGACUUGUUUAUGAACGUUAAAUAAUAUAAAUAGGUAGUGUAGUUGAGUGGUUUUUUCCAUAGCAUCUGUUGAAUAAAAAAUCUGAUAAUGAACGCUUAUAAUAAAGUUGUACAUCGUGCAUCUAUCAAAACUUGGAUAAUAAGAUCUUUUUCUAUUAACACUGCGGCUGUGCAAGGCAAUACAGAUAGUAAACACGUAAAAUCAUGGAAGGACAUUCCUGGGCCUACGUCUUUACCAAUUAUUGGUCAAAUUCUACACUUUAUUUUACCAGGAGGUUUGUUAUACAAUCGCAAAGUGGAAUUAGCGGAGAUUUUAUACAAAAACUAUGGAUCCAUUGUUAGAUUGGAAGGAGGUAUCGGCAUGUCACCAAUAAUCUUCCUCUAUGACCCAGAAGUUGCAUUAAAUAUAUUCCGGAAUGAAAAUGAGAUGCCAGUCAGGCCUGGAUUUGAUGCUUUGGAAUAUUUCAGAAAGUCUUACUACAAGAGAGAAGACAAUCCGUGGGAGAAAACAACUGGCUUGAUAACUGAACAUGGUGAGCCGUGGAAGAAAUUUCGAUCCACAGUCAACCCAGUAUUGCUGCAACCAAGGAAUAUAAUAAUGUACACUAAUGCUCUCAACGAAGUAGCUGAAGAUAAUAUGGUUAACAGGAUAAGAUCGAAACGUAAUGAAAAUAACAUGCUAAAUGCAAAGUUCAAUACAGAAAUGACUUUGUGGGCGCUAGAAGCAAUCGGAGUAGUUGCAUUGGGGUCUCGACUGAAUUGCUUGGAUUCUAAUCUCCCGAGAGACUCCCCAGCAAUAAGGCUGAUCAACGCUAUUCACUACGUGUUCGUAUUAGUUGAGAAACUUGACUUCGAGCCCAGCCUUUGGAAGUAUUUCUCAACUCCCAUCUUCAAAGCUGCAAUGAAGUGCUUUGAUGAACAUACAAAACUUAGUGAUUAUUUAGUACAAGAAGCUAUUGAUCAACUAAAGAAAAAUGAGAGUAAUGAUAUUAAAAGUGAUAAAGAAAAAGGAAUUUUAGUUAAAUUACUCGAAAUCGAUCACAGAGUUGCAGUUAUAAUGGCAAGUGAUAUGUUAUUCGCCGCUAUUGAUACAACAGCCAACACAAGCAUUGCUACAUUAUUACAUCUAGCCCAAAAUCCCGAGAAACAGAUUAAAUUGAGAGACGAGAUCAGGUCAAAAGACGAAAAAAAGCAGUAUUUAAAAGCAUGCAUCAAAGAAUCGCUAAGACUAAUACCUGUAGUAGGAGGAAACUUUAGAAGAACAACUAAAGAACAUAACGCAAUGGGAUACAGAAUACCGAAAGAUAUGUUUGUAAUGUUUGCCAAUCAAUAUUUGUGCUCGUGGGAGCAGCAGUUUCCACGUGCAAAGGAGUUUAUACCAGAAAGAUGGAUUGUCAAUAAAAGUGAUCCAUUGUACUAUGGACAAGCUCAUCCAUUCGUUUACAGUCCCUUCGGAUUUGGAUCGAGGAGCUGUAUCGGUAAACGUAUAGCUGAACUUGAAAUGGAGACAGUAAUAACAAAAAUUAUAGAGAAUUUUCAAGUAGAAUGGGUUGGUCCUCCACCAGUGCCUACAAGAACGAGCAUCGUCAAUCAUUUGAUCAAACCGUAUAACUUUAAGUUUAAGGAUAUUUAACUAUGUCUAUUGGGUAUGUUAUGAUUCUACCUCGGUAAAUACUUUUUUGUAGGGACAGUUACUAGGGUGCUAUGUUAUUUAU
This is a messenger RNA of Pararge aegeria (speckled wood butterfly), 1719 nucleotides long. Its product is annotated as cytochrome P450 CYP12A2-like. Gene Ontology annotation, biological process: cortisol metabolic process; cellular response to peptide hormone stimulus; cholesterol metabolic process. Gene Ontology annotation, molecular function: monooxygenase activity; heme binding; iron ion binding. The transcript has 10 exons. Gene Ontology annotation, cellular component: mitochondrial inner membrane. Bases 93 to 1637 code for a protein of 514 amino acids. Lineage: Eukaryota; Metazoa; Arthropoda; Insecta; Lepidoptera; Nymphalidae. The record is from RefSeq and is a predicted model, not a curated record.